Molecule: messenger RNA, 2517 nt
Organism: Chenopodium quinoa (quinoa)
Lineage: Eukaryota; Viridiplantae; Streptophyta; Magnoliopsida; Caryophyllales; Amaranthaceae
Exons: 4
Coding region: 1-2517 (838 amino acids)
Molecular function (GO): RNA-DNA hybrid ribonuclease activity; nucleic acid binding
Source: RefSeq, a predicted model, not a curated record
AUGUUUGAUUUGGGAAAUUGCAAGUCCGCAGGUCCAGAUGGAGUUACGGCAGAAUUUUUAAAAGUUCAUUGGCCCACGGUGGGUGCUUCGGUGGUUGCAGCUGUACAGAGUUUCUUUCUAUCGGGGUUCCUUCUUAAAGAAUGGAAUCAUUCACUCCUGGUCAUGAUUCCAAAGAUUGCUACUCCUUUGGAGGUUUCCCACCUUCGGCCUAUUAGCCUUUGUAAUACAAUCUACAAAUGUGCUUCUAAGUGCUUGGUUGCUAGAAACCGUCCGUAUUUGCCUGGGUUAAUCUCGGAUUCUCAACAUGCCUUUGUCCAAGGGAGGGUUAUUUCAGAUAAUAUUCUAAUGUCCCAUGAAUUAAUGGAGAAAAUCAAUUCUUCCAAGACUGCCAGAUGGCUCCAAAUGAUUCACCAGUGCAUUUCCAUAGUCUCCUAUAAAUCUCUAAUCAAUGGUAAUAUUUCUGAGGCUUUUAAGCCUAACUGUGGCCUCCGUCAGGGGGAUCAGUUAUCCCCUUACCUCUUUCUAUUCUGCAUGGAUGUUCUUUCCAGAAUGCUACACUUGGGUCAGGAUUUGCAUUUGUUUCAAGGAAUAAAAAUCUCUAGGUCAAGUCCUGUUAUUUCCCACCUUUUCUUUGCUGACGAUGCGAUGGUCUUCUUCAGAGCGUGUGCUCCUUCUUAUACGAAUAUUAUAGAAAUUAUUCGUCGCUUUACUAAGGUUUCGGGUCAACAGCUAAAUCUCAAUAAGUCUCUGAUUAAAUUCAGUCCUAACACUACUACGCUGGCUCAGGAUGAAUUUAAAGCGAUUUUCCGUAUGAUACAAGUUCAAGGGUUUGAUCAUCAUCUGGGAUCCCCCAUUGAUUUCAUGGAAAAGAAGAAAGAUUGCUUCCAAUUUCUUGUCGACAAAAUUGUUGGCCGCAUAACGACGCUCAAUGCUGUCAGACUCUUGCAGUCACAAAAUUUAAUCUUCAGUAACUCCAUCUUGGUGGCCAUGGCUUCUCAUCUCCUCUCAUGCUUUGAAAUCCCAACCUCAAUUACUGGGAAAAUCGAUAGCUUAUUAUUGAAAUUUUUCUGGUCCCACUCCGGAAUUCAGGGAAUGCAUUGGGUAGGGAAAAGGAAAAGGAAGAUGCAUCUUCCUCGAGGAAUGGGUGGGUUAGGAAUUCGGUGUAUCUCAACUCUAAAUAAAGCUCUUCUUAUGAAGCAAGUUUGGAGAAUUGUUACCCACCCUCAGCUGCUCAUCUCCAAAGUUUAUUCUGCUCGUGCUCGCUUCUUGUCGCCAACUCCUUCUCAGGAAAGACGCUACUCAGGUCGACAGUCCUACGGUCUUCGCGGUCUGCUUCAUGCGGAUGCUCUUUUGUCAACGGGGUGCAAUUGGAAGGUCGGCAAUGGCAAUUCCAUUCUAGCCGGAAGUUCAAAUUGGGUAAAUGGUAAAUCGCCUACCUUCCACCCAGGGGUCCUCCUCGACACUGCAAAGGAUUGGACUGUUAAUUUAUUCAUUCAUCCUCAGACCCUCACUUGGGAUGUGGACAAAGUACAUCAGUAUUUUAUGCCGGCGGAUGCUUCCACAAUUCUUGCCAUGGAAUUUCCAGCUUUGCAGAAGGAGGACUUCCGCUUUUGGGCAAGCACUUUGUCAGGGAAUUACACGGUUAAGACAGGUUAUGCAAUGCUCACUCAGCCGCUUACUUCUUAUUCAGUAAGUCCGUUUUGGAAAAUCCUUUGGUCCCUGCAGUUACAGCCAAAGUGGAAACUAUUUUUAUGGAAGUUAUUCCACAACGGUCUAGCGUCAAAAGUGAGCUUCAACGCAGAGGGGUUCCCAUACAGGAUGUGUCCUGUGAUCAAUGCAGUACACAGCAGGAAGAUUUCAACCAUCUAUUCCGAGAUUGCACUAUUGCAAGAACAGCUUGGAGGAGUGGUGCCUUGGGCAUCCAUUCAGAAUUACAUGGACACCUUUCUCUUUCAGAUUAGAUCCAAGACUAUAUCCGACUUUUCAUUAGUCAGGAUGGACUUUUCAUUCCCAGUAUUAGCACCUUUGUUGGUACUCUAUGGGGUCUUUGGGAGGGAGCUUUCUCUCUCUCCUGCUGAUCUCCCGGGUUUGCCCCCGCCUGGGUUUCAUGUAGAUGGUUCUUGGUUCAAAGACACACAACAAGCAGGAAUGGGUUGGUGUCUCGACAAUGCAGAUCCUCUGGAUGAUAGGAUUGUUGGUGGGAGUAAUUUUGGGUUUUUCUCCUCUUCUCUUCACUCGGAAGCCUUAGCCUGUUACUAUGCCUUGCAAUGGGCUUCAAAUGCAGGCAUUCAAUCGUUUCAUCUGUUUACAGAUUCUUACAAUCUGGUCACUCUUCUGCGCGGCGAUGGACGAGGGGAUAUCCGGUAUUUAUGGCUGGUGCAACGAAUCCAAUGGGUAGGGUCUACCUUCCACCAGUGUAGUAUUUAUAAAGCUGAUCGGGCACGCGUUCACAGGGCGCACCAAAUUGCAGGGGAAGAUGCUGUCCAUCUCAUUUGCUUUAGCAGUAAUUUGUUUUAG